AUGCCUUUAAAAGACUGGGAUACUAAAGAAGCAUUGUGUAUAUUUGAAAAUAAUAUUCACCUUUGCGACAAAAAUAAUGUUCCCAAGUCAGAUUUCAAAUUUCUUGCCUGUAGUGAGGCUGCUGGAAUAGGAAUGGCAUAUCAAAAAGUUUUGAGGGGUGCAUUACCAACUGGAUAUUCUUUUAAGUCCGUUAAGUGUCCCCUUUUAACAUUAAAAGCUAUCUUUGAAAUUGUCGAUCAUUUUGCUGUUGAAGAUAAACAAUGA
This is a messenger RNA of Funneliformis caledonium, 264 nucleotides long. Lineage: Eukaryota; Fungi; Glomeromycota; Glomeromycetes; Glomerales; Glomeraceae. The record is from the annotation of a GenBank genome assembly.